Cladophialophora yegresii CBS 114405 is the source of this 483-nucleotide messenger RNA. RefSeq lists its product as uncharacterized. The transcript is spliced from 2 exons. Lineage: Eukaryota; Fungi; Ascomycota; Eurotiomycetes; Chaetothyriales; Herpotrichiellaceae. The coding region runs from base 1 to 483 and encodes 160 amino acids. The record is from RefSeq and is a predicted model, not a curated record.
AUGUUCUUCGUCCGUUCUUUAACCGUUGUGUUCACCGCCGCCUUGUUUCUGUCUACGCAAGCCUGGAAGAAUGAAGAUGAAGUGGUGACCGUGACCAAGACCAACACCCACUAUGUGUGCCCGUGCAUCACAGAUACACCGUUGACGCCCAGCCCCGACUCACACGAAUGGACCGAAUGGGAAGGUGAUCACAGUGCAUCCGGCUCCGGCUGGGUCACCUCUCCUACAGGCAAAGAUACCAAGACCCCGAAGGGCCCGACCGGCUCUGGCACCACUUCCCCCACGCCAGGAGACCAUCAUCACACAUGGCCCACGUCCAAGCCCGGCUCCGUGCCGACCUCGAGCGGAACAUGGACGACCACCAAGCGGUCUCGGCGUCCUACAAGCGGUACCUCUUCGAGCACGAGUUCUAAGACCAAGAGCACGACUCAGCUCGACCAAGACGACUUCCAGUGUUUCAACAACUACGACCAAGUCGACUAG